AAAAAAAUUUAGAUCCGCCCAGUGACAUUCCCGUUUCCGGCUCUCUCCGAAAUUUCUUAGAUUGCUUCUGUGUCAGAGAAAUCAGUGCAACAAAAAUGGACGACACCGAAACCAAAGGAAGAAUCGAAGAAACUGUGCGUAGGAUUUUGCAAGAAUCGGACAUGGACGAGGUUACUGAGUCUAAGAUUCGAAAACAGGCCUCCGAACACCUUGGCCUCGACCUGUCUCAGCCUUAUUUCAAAGCCUUUGUCAAACAGGUCGUGAAGGCUUUUCUCCAAGAAGAAGAACAACGACAGAAACAACAACAACAAGAUGAAGAUGAAGAAGAAGAACUAGGAGGAGGUUCCAAGGGCAAGGAGUACGAUGAUGAAGGCGAUCUCAUCAUCUGCAGGCUUUCAGAUAAGAGAAGGGUGACGAUUCAGGAUUUCAGAGGGAAAACAUUGGUCUCCAUUCGGGAGUAUUAUAAAAAGGAUGGCAAGGAACUUCCUACUUCCAAAGGAAUAAGUUUGACAGAAGAGCAGUGGUCAGCCUUUAAGAAAAAUGUGCCUGCCAUAGAAAAAGCCAUUAAGAAAAUGGAGUCAAGUUGACACAUGGCUUUGCUUGUUUCUUUUUGUUGAAUAUAUCCUGCACCGCACCAUGGUGCCUCUUUGAUAUUGGACCAUUUUGUUAAAGGACUUGGAGUCACUGUUUAAGUGUUUUGCAACCUGAGUGCCUAAAGCCAUUUCAGGAAGACUAAACUGAAUGCCAGUAACUUUAAAAACUCAAUACAUUUAAUUCUGUUAUUUCCUUGAAUGCCCU
This is a messenger RNA of Glycine soja, 798 nucleotides long. Its product is annotated as RNA polymerase II transcriptional coactivator KELP-like. Gene Ontology annotation, biological process: positive regulation of transcription initiation by RNA polymerase II. NCBI's taxonomy places the organism in Eukaryota, Viridiplantae, Streptophyta, Magnoliopsida, Fabales, Fabaceae. Gene Ontology annotation, molecular function: transcription coactivator activity; DNA binding. The coding region runs from base 96 to 587 and encodes 163 amino acids. The transcript has 3 exons. The record is from RefSeq and is a predicted model, not a curated record.